This is a messenger RNA of Helianthus annuus (common sunflower), 1155 nucleotides long. RefSeq names its product mitochondrial succinate-fumarate transporter 1. Gene Ontology annotation, biological process: succinate transport; fumarate transport. Bases 90 to 1052 code for a protein of 320 amino acids. The record is from RefSeq and is a predicted model, not a curated record. NCBI's taxonomy places the organism in Eukaryota, Viridiplantae, Streptophyta, Magnoliopsida, Asterales, Asteraceae. The transcript has 2 exons.
CACGAAUCCUUAAUCCUAUAAAUUAAGGUGGCCACUACUAAUGUUUCUCCACCCUAAAAUACGUGAACAACAUCUUCUUUGCUUCUUCAAUGGAUCAUCAAACCGGAUCAAACCAGACCCAAACAAAACCCGUAAUCCCUGCAUAUGUAAAAGCCAUAUCCGGUUCACUAGCUGGAAUCGUGGAGGCGGCUUGUCUCCAACCCACAGAUGUCAUCAAGACCCGGUUACAACUCGAUGGAGCGGGGGUUUACAAGGGUAUACUACACUGCGGUACCACCACCGUGAAGACCGAAGGCGUUCGGGCUCUUUGGAAGGGUUUGACACCCUUUUCCACCCACUUGACGUUGAAGUAUGCGCUUCGGAUGGGCUCCAAUGCCGUCCUUCAAUCCGCGUUUAAGGAUUCUGAUACUGGAAAGAUUAGCGUUGGAGGGAGGUUUCUUUCGGGGUUUGGCGCGGGUGCUAUUGAAGCCGUCGCUAUCGUAACUCCCUUUGAGGUGGUAAAAAUAAGACUACAACAACAAAAGGGAAUGAGUCAGGAGGCUCUAAAGUACAAGGGUCCCAUCCAUUGUGCUCGGUUAAUUGUGCGCGAAGAAGGCUUAAAGGGCCUUUGGUCAGGGGCGGGGCCGACGAUUAUGCGCAACGGGACAAACCAAGCGUUCAUGUUCACAGCCAAGAACACUUUUGACAAAGUAUUAUGGAGGAAAGACGAAGGUGAUGGGAAGGUUCUUCAAGCAUAUCAGUCUAUGAUGUCUGGGUUCCUCGCGGGAAUAGUGGGCCCCGUAUGUACCGGUCCUUUCGAUGUGGUGAAAACACGGCUCAUGGCUCAAAGUGGUGAAAUGAAGUAUAAAGGCAUGGUGCACGCUUUCUCGAGUAUAUACGCUGAAGAAGGGUUGCGUGCGCUUUGGAAAGGUCUCAUUCCACGGUUGAUGCGUAUACCACCCGGGCAGGCCAUAAUGUGGGGUGUGGCUGAUCAAGUGAUCGGCUUUUACGAGACAAGAUACAUUCAACUUAACAGGAAUAAUGAUAAUGAUAUACCCAUAUUAGGGGUCUAGCUAAUCUUACAAAUUUUAUUCUUGAAUCAUGGCAUUUUUUUGUUUUUGUAAUGGGAUUUGAGAUGCAUAAUGAUUGGAAUAUACCUUAUUAUUAUUAUUAUUA